UGUCGUUAUUGUUUGUGGUAAUGCCACACUGUCCUGGCAGCAUCUCUAUCUGUCCACGUUGAACCAAAACGCGACCUCGGCCGGAGAUACUUGGCUUGGUGAACCCGAUGUCUAUGACAUUGUGGUGUCUUUCUCCCCGCUUUGAUCCCUUCGAAUCAUGCGUCAGCAAGCGCAGUAUGAAAACACCCUUCUUCUGGGCGACCUAAUCAAUUUCCUCCCUGGACGCUUCGCAUCAGUACCGCAGGAUUACUUCUUCGGGCUUCUCGGCAUGGCCGCCGACUCUGAUCGAGACGAGUUCCGGCCAGACUACAAAUCUCCGGCAAGGAAAGUCAUCUUGAGAACUGGAAGGUUUUUGCUGAGUCAAAAGGACGAACCCGAACUGUUGUCUCGCGCAGGACUCGGGGAGUUGCAAGACCUCUUCCCCCGAUAUGGCCUAUCUCCCAUAAACAUCUCGCGGGCGUACCAAAUUACCAAGCAGCUGGUUCCAGCGAAUUCACGCCUAGGUUUGAUCCGAACGACUAAGAGAUCCUGAUUCUCCCAGGGACUCCGAUCGACGCUAUUGAUCGGAUCUUCCCGCUUCAUACCCGAGACACGUUCCUUACAAAGAGCUACGAGGCAUUCCUAAAUUCAGAUCUGCAGCUCGGCGGUACUGCGUUCGACACAGCAGUCGCUUGAACCUUGGUCGC
Molecule: messenger RNA, 686 nt
Organism: Mytilinidion resinicola
Lineage: Eukaryota; Fungi; Ascomycota; Dothideomycetes; Mytilinidiales; Mytilinidiaceae
Exons: 1
Coding region: 158-532 (124 amino acids)
Source: RefSeq, a predicted model, not a curated record